Messenger RNA from Pseudophryne corroboree (corroboree frog), 2903 nucleotides. RefSeq names its product calnexin (gene CANX). Lineage: Eukaryota; Metazoa; Chordata; Amphibia; Anura; Myobatrachidae. Gene Ontology annotation, biological process: protein folding. Gene Ontology annotation, cellular component: endoplasmic reticulum; endoplasmic reticulum membrane. The record is from RefSeq and is a predicted model, not a curated record. The coding region runs from base 245 to 2125 and encodes 626 amino acids. The transcript has 15 exons. Gene Ontology annotation, molecular function: calcium ion binding.
CCAAUGAAACUGCGCUAACUUCUCUUAGUCCCAGGGUCGGGGCAGGCGACGGCCAAUUGCGAGGCGAGUUACGGGAACCAGCUGCGAGGGCUGAGGGGGUCCGGCGCGGCUACCUCCUCCCUGACAGUGCGUGGCUCCUCCCACUCUGCUUCACUCUCGGCAGGGCACGUGACGGCGCGGUUGGUGCAGCGGUAGCGGCGGUGUGUGGGUGACCGAGGAGACGGCGGCUGUGUACCGGGCGACAAUGGAUCUAAAGUGGCUUCUCUGUGCGACCUUUCUGGUUCUUGGUGUAGUAUCCAUAAAAGCCCAUGGUGGGGACCACCAUGAUCACCAUCAUCACGACCAUGAUCACCAUCCUCACGACCACGAUCACCACCAUCAUGAUCAUGACCACGAUGAUGGACUAGACAUAGAUGAUGACUUGGACGAUCUCCUUGAUGAUGCCGAAGAGGCUAAGCCGGAGUCCGACGCCCCGCCCCCUGCUCCUAAGGUUACUUACAAAGCUCCUGUUCCAACUGGUGAAGUUCAUCUCGCAGAGUCAUUUGACAAAGGAACGUUGGAUGGGUGGGUUCUCUCCAAGGCUAAGAAAGAUGACACUGAUGAGGAGAUUGCCAAAUACGAUGGCAAAUGGGAAGUGACCGAGAUGAAAGAGAGCAAACUCCCCGGGGACCAAGGUCUUGUGCUGAUGUCACGCGCCAAGCACCACGCCAUUGGCUGCAAGCUUAAGAGGCCAUUCGUCUUUGAUAAGAAACCUUUAAUUGUGCAGUAUGAGGUGAAUUUUCAGAGUGGGAUUGAGUGUGGGGGUGCUUAUGUGAAGCUGCUGUCCAAGACAUCUGAUCAGAACUUGGAUCAGUUCCAUGAUAAGACGCAAUACACAAUCAUGUUUGGCCCUGAUAAGUGUGGCGAAGAUUACAAACUGCACUUUAUCUUCCGUCACAAAAACCCCAAAACUGGAGAGUAUGAGGAGAAACACGCAAAGAAGCCAGAUGCUGACCUGAAAUCGUACUUCACAGACAAGAAAACCCACCUGUACACUCUAGUCUUGAAUCCUGACAAUACCUUUGAAAUUUUGGUUGACCAAACUGUGGUGAACACUGGCAACCUGCUUGAAAAUGUAAACCCCCCUGUCAACCCACCCAAAGAGAUUGAGGACCCUGAUGACAGGAAGCCUGAAGAUUGGGAUGAGAGACCCAAAAUUGCAGAUCCUGAUGCUGUGAAACCAGACGACUGGGAUGAGGACGCACCAGCAAAGAUCCCAGAUGAAAGUGCAGUGAAACCUGCUGGCUGGCUGGAUGAUGAGCCAGAGUACAUUGCUGAUCCUGAUGCAGAGAAGCCUGAAGACUGGGAUGAAGAUAUGGAUGGCGAGUGGGAGGCACCACAGGUGGCAAACGCCAUAUGCGAGUCUGCACCUGGCUGUGGAGUCUGGCAGCGCUCAACCAUUGACAACCCUAACUAUAAAGGAAAAUGGAAGGCACCAAUGAUUGAUAACCCCAGUUACCAGGGUGUCUGGAAGCCAAGGAAGAUCCCAAAUCCAGAUUUCUUUGAGGAUCUGGAACCAUUCAGGAUGACUCCAUUCUAUGCCUUGGGUUUGGAGCUGUGGUCUAUGACUUCUGACAUCUUCUUUGACAAUUUCAUUGUGUGCUCAGACAGAGCUGUGGCUGAGGAUUGGGCAAAUGCUGGCUGGGGGCUGAAGAAAGCAGCUGAUGGAGCUGCUGAGCCCAGUGUGGUCGGUCAGAUGAUGGCUGCAGCUGAGGAAAGGCCCUGGCUUUGGGUAGUCUACAUUCUGACUGUGGCCUUGCCAGUGUUUCUCAUCAUUCUGUUCUGCUGCUCAGGCAAAAAGCAGCCCGCAGACUCCAGCUACAAAAAGACUGAUGCCCCGCAGCCUGAUGUAAAGGAGGAGGAAAAGGAGGCAGACAAGGAAGCAGAGGAGGAGGACGAGGAGGAGAAUGCAGAGGAGGAGCCUGCUGAGGAGGAGCCUGAAAAAGAGGCAUUUGGAGAUGGUAAAGGAGAUGCUGGGGAUGGAAGCCAGGAAGAUGAUGAAGAGGAGGAGGAGGAGGGAAAUAAAUCUCAGGAGGAUGACACCUUGAGGCGAUCUCCCAGAAAUCGAAAAUCGCGAAGAGAUUAAAUAACCGAGAAGGAAAUCCACCAAUGAACUUGAAUAUUUGGCAAGAGUUAAUAUAAAAAGAUUGCAGUUUCUACAGAGUCGCAAUGAAAUAUCACCACCCUGGUUCUUCAUACACUAAAGCUACAAGAUGUUGUCGCCCACACGUUGCAGCUGAAAUUAAACUGUAUAAAAUUAGCAGUCGCCAAUGUGGCUAAACACAUCCUUCAUUUCUGUAUUUGACCUUGGUUGACUUCUCUGUGGAAAUAUGCAGUGUAACAAAAACUAACUGUACUGUUUGAUUUAAAAAAAAAAAAAAAAAAAAAGUUUUCAAAAGCAGAAAAAUAUAUAAUAGUAUUGCCAAACUCUUCCAAACUUCAAUGUAUUAAUCCUAGAAGAAAAGAAAAAAAAUCUGAAAACUUUAGAAUAUAUUGUUAGACAGCAGAUGGUGUAUUUUUCCCCUUGUUUUAUUUUUUAAUGACCGCUUGGUUUGUCGCCUGUUCACUAAUGGUUGAAAUAACUUGAUCUUCCUGGGGCGUCAUGAAUAGAAUGUUUUUGUCUUUGUAUUUAAACCUGAGCUCCCCCUAAACAAUGCAGCACAUGCUUAUUUGGUUCUAGAAGGCAUGUUUCUACUUCCGAUACCAUGCAUGCUGUCCUUGGUUUCUGUUAAGCCACCAUCACUCUAAUAAAGUGGGCCUUACGGACCAAAAAAACAAACUAUGAAGUCUACUUUAAGCAGGUUCUAGGAUCAUGUCCCUCUACUGUGUGUACACGUAUAUGUAAAUAUAAAUAUAUACAUUUA